AGGUCUUGCGUGAGUGUUAAGAAAUUUUCAGUCCAAUUUAUCAAACCAUUUCAUUACCUUAGAUUCGCCAUUGUUUAAGGCAGCAAAAAAUGGGGAACGUUCUCAGGUUCCUCUGCGGUCACUUCUGCAAUCCGAAUGCUGCCGCCGACGCCGAUUCCCUCGGUCCUCAUGGCGUCUCGCCGGCCACCGUCGGCGUCUCGGCUCUAGCUCACGAUCUCUUUGAUUUCGAGAUCACCUCGCAGGUUCCUCAAGGACUUAGUAAGCAUGUGGUUUCGUCGAAGAAGGCACAGGCGAAUUGGUAUAGAAAACUGGCUGAAGCUUGGAGGUCGGAGAAACCACCUCCUAAAACGCCUGAAGAAGCAUCCAGGCUUGUGAUUCAGACACUCAAGAGACACCAGAAGAAAGAUGUCGAGGGAUUAUUGGCUUUCUAUGGUCUACCUCUUCCUCAUACUCUUGUCGAACUUUCUGCUCCGGCCCCAGUGCCUACAUCGCUACCAGAUGGAGUCAAGUUUGAGCUGCAGACAUUGCCAGUCGAUGCAAAAGCUGUAGCAGAUGGUGAUACAGUGACAGUGUAUGUGAGUACAGCACACCCUAGAGAGUCCUCUUGUAUUCCAAUGGAGGUUAGGAACGCAGCCAUUCAAAGAUCACAAGCUAGAAACGCCAAGAACUACGCAAAGGCUGAUGCACUUCACAAGACAAUAACUGAUGCUGGUUACAGGGUGCUUACUGUUCAGAAUGAGGAGAUUCUUGCAAGAAAAUACAGGAUUCGUCUCAGAGGAAUAGAUGCACCAGAAAGCGCAAUGCCUUAUGGGAAAGAGGCAAAAGAAGAGCUGAGAAAGCUUGUUGAAGGCAAGUGUUUAAGAGUACUUGUGUACGGAGAAGAUCGGUAUAACCGAUGUGUGGGUGACUUGUAUUGUAAUGGAAAGUUUAUUCAGGAAGCAAUGCUGAAAAAGGGCUUUGCGUGGCAUUACACUGCCUAUGACAAACGAGCAGAGCUGGCAAAGUGGGAAAAUGAAGCUCGAGCUAAAAGGAUAGGGUUGUGGGCUUCUAGAAACCCAGAGCAGCCAUGGGAAUGGAGAAAGGGAAAGCGUGAAGGGAAAUAGUAUACACAAUUUAUUUCAAGUCUCUACCAAGAAGAAGAGGAAGGAGACCCAAAACCAACCCGAACAAGGUUUCUUCUGUCUUUAGUAUUUAUCAACAUCUUCAACAUUGCUUGUAAAUUUGUAACAGAAAAUUUGACAAGAAAUAGAUUAUUGUUAUACUUUGUAAGACCA
This is a messenger RNA of Cucurbita moschata (crookneck pumpkin), 1274 nucleotides long. RefSeq names its product staphylococcal-like nuclease CAN2. The record is from RefSeq and is a predicted model, not a curated record. Gene Ontology annotation, cellular component: cytoplasm. Bases 90 to 1103 code for a protein of 337 amino acids. The transcript is spliced from 9 exons. Lineage: Eukaryota; Viridiplantae; Streptophyta; Magnoliopsida; Cucurbitales; Cucurbitaceae.